UGUAGGCUCUGUGCUUAGCUUGCCUCCGCGUCAUCACAACAGAUCAGACUUUGGCCGGAGACUGAAGAAGUGCGACGACUUUUUUUACUUCGGAGCAAAUUCUCUCUGUUUUUGUUUUGUUUUUGUAUUUUACAAACUUUUUCGUCGAUUUUUUUUCUUGUCGGAGUUUGUCAGCGUCUCUUUCAGGAUGGUCAAAGUGUCUUUUAGCUCCGCUUUGGCUCAGAAAGAUGUGAAAAAGGACGCAGAGACUCUGAUUCCAGAGGAGGACAAAGAUGCGGAAGCUGCCCUGCCGCUGCGUCACCAGUCACGGGCCUGGUGCUGGUGCAUGUGCCUGGGUCUCGCCCUCAUGCUGUCUGGAGUGGUGGUUGGAGGAGCCUACCUGUACCGCUACUACGUCCUGGAGGUGAGCUACCAGCCCCGACAAGGGUGGGAGGAACAGGAGGACGAGGUGUUUGUGUGCGGGGUGAACUACCGUGAGGAAGACUACAUGAUCCAGGAGGAAGAUGAGAUUGAGGUGGCGCUGCCAUCGCAGUUCCACAUGCGGCUGCUGCAGGAGAGGAUCCGGGUGCUGGAGAGGGAGCAGGUGGCGCUGAUCAAUGUCCCCGUGCCCGAGUUCGGCGAAGGUGACCCGGCUGACAUCGUCCACGACUUCCAGCGGAGGUUGACCGCCUACCUGGAUCUGAGUCUGAACAAGUGCUACGUCAUCCCGCUCAACACCUCCAUCGUCAUGCCUCCCAGAGACUUCUUGGAGCUGCUCGUCAACGUCAAGGCCGGCACCUACCUGCCUCAGUCUUACCUGAUCCAUGAGGAGAUGAUUGUGACGGAGCGCCUGGAGCACGUCGACCAGCUCGGCUAUUUCAUCGACAACCUCUGCCGCGGCAAAGACACCUUCAAGCUGCAGCGCAGAGACAGGAUUCUGGGUAUGCAGAAGCGUGAGGCUCUGAACUGCCACAAGAUUCGUCACUUUGAGAACAAGUUUGUGGUGGAAACUCUGAUCUGUGAGCCUUAAGAGACCUUGUCGCCUCACACCUGCUCUUAAAGUCACUGGCGUGCAGUGAAAUCUGUGUUUUUAAUCCUCACCUGUCUUUUUUUUCCUGUCCUUUACUUCAGGUAGUUUGAGUGAGUGAGAGGAGUGAAAUGUGAAGCUGUUUGGUAAAAAUAUUCAUUGAUUGUGAUUUAAAAAAAUAAAGGUGAAGAGUUGUGUAUUUUUCCACUUUUCUGUACGGGGAUCUUCUUGGAAUCUUUUCAUAAAAUAAGUAGUUAAAAGUCAGCCGAGUAUAAAAUAGUAAAUUAUUUUAAUCAAAAUCACUGAAAUUAUAGCAUGAACAUGUAUUUCAAUAGACAAGGGUAAAUGUAGUUUGCCUUUCUUUCAGUCAAGACAUAACAUUUCAAGAGAAGGGGCAACUUUUGUACCACUCAUCCUGGUUGUCGAAGCAGAUCAGUCCAGGGAGACUUUUUUUUGUUUUUUGUAUUUUGUCUGCUGUAGCUAUUAAUACACUGCACCUGUUCUUUCUUAACUGGAAAAUUAUCUUAAAAUAAGAGUGUGGAUACUUGCUUCUCGUUUAGCUUUAAAAAUAAGUUUGUAUUAAAUAGAAAUGAGAAAAUAAAAUUCACAGCAAAGAGUUUAAACACACACUUAUGUUAAAAUCUUUUUCUCAAGGGUUGUCUGUCUUUUUUUGAAUGUGUAAUUUUUUGGAUAACUCUUCUUCUUGUACUAAUUUGUGUAUAUAAUCUCUUUAAAGAUAUGAACAGACCAACACAAUAAACAAAAUAGAAAAAACAAA
Sebastes umbrosus (honeycomb rockfish) is the source of this 1784-nucleotide messenger RNA. Its product is annotated as integral membrane protein 2B-like. The record is from RefSeq and is a predicted model, not a curated record. Lineage: Eukaryota; Metazoa; Chordata; Actinopteri; Perciformes; Sebastidae. The coding region runs from base 188 to 1009 and encodes 273 amino acids. Gene Ontology annotation, cellular component: plasma membrane; Golgi apparatus; extracellular exosome. Gene Ontology annotation, molecular function: amyloid-beta binding. Gene Ontology annotation, biological process: negative regulation of amyloid precursor protein biosynthetic process. The transcript has 7 exons.